Tarenaya hassleriana is the source of this 1236-nucleotide messenger RNA. Its product is annotated as probable membrane-associated kinase regulator 5. The record is from RefSeq and is a predicted model, not a curated record. Bases 122 to 1057 code for a protein of 311 amino acids. Gene Ontology annotation, cellular component: plasma membrane. The transcript is spliced from 3 exons. Lineage: Eukaryota; Viridiplantae; Streptophyta; Magnoliopsida; Brassicales; Cleomaceae.
GAAAAUUUAAUAAAAAAAAAAAGACAGGACCAUUGAAACACAAUUCCUGAAGCUCUCUAUCUCUCCUUUUAUAUACUAAACCCUAAUCACCAUUACCGUUGACAAAUCAAGCUCUCUCUCUAUGGAAUCUCUUAGCUUCAUGAAGUUCUGGCGAGCAAACGGCAGAGCUCGCCGGGAAAUCAGGAUCUCCGACGCAGCCACCAGUUCCUCCGCCGCAUUGGACGAUGACGAAGUGGAACUCGCCGAGGGAGAUGACUCUUUCUUCGAGCUCGAGCUCUCCCCCUCCGAUUUCUCCCUCGAGGACAAGAAGAUCGCGGAAGAGUCGACGAAACCAGACAAAACGGAAGCAUCGACGACGAAGAAGACGCCGUGUUCUGUCUCUUCCACCGACCAUUUCUCCAAGAACAAAGUCAUCCCCGUCGAAAUCGGUCCAAAGCCACAUUCUCCGAUUGCCCUCUUGAAAUCGGCCCCGAAGUUCCGAGCUUUCUCCUUCAAGAAGCCGAAGUCAAAGUCAACGCCGGAGACCGGAGACGGCAAAGAGACGAGUUUCCGGAAAACGGCAGGAAUUGCAAGGCCGCGUCACGGAGACGGCACGGUGUCCGAGGACGCCGCGCCAUCUGUUUCUUCCUCGUCGAAGCGGUUCUUCAGUCUGAUAAAGCCACUGUACGCAAUGACGGCGAAGAAACAGAGCGUGAAGGAGAACGGUUCAUCUCCGGCGUCUUCUCCGGCGAUGGAGAAACAGAGAAGCAAUGUGUCGGCGGGGAUUCGGAUCGUCCGGCGACAUCUGGGGAAGAGCCGGUCGGCGUCUGCGGCCGUCGGAGCGAUGUCUCCGGCGAACAGAGUAGACGAGUCGUUGCAGAUUCAGCAAGAUGGGAUUCAGAGCGCCAUUCUUCACUGCAAGAGGUCCUUCCACGGCUCAAGAGAGUCGUCACUGUUAUCGAGAUCAACGAGCGAUUCUUCUUCACGGGAGAAACUGAGCACGUCGUCAUCUGAAGGUUCUUAUUUGUUUUCAAGCAUCGCAAGCGAUUCAAUGUCGGAGAAUCAACGUGUGACAUGAAGAGUCUCUGUUCUUGUUCUCGCGCUUCGAUCAAGGAACAUCACCAGGACAUCACAUAUUAGGUUUUGUGUUUUAAAAACACAGAAAUUAGAUUAGGGAAAAUUUCAGUGUAUUUCUUUUUUGGAUUUUGUAUUUAAAAUAUUAAAUGGAAAUUUAAAACGAUGAUGACGUUGCGGAGA